Messenger RNA from Daphnia magna, 669 nucleotides. RefSeq names its product trichohyalin-like. The transcript is spliced from 4 exons. The record is from RefSeq and is a predicted model, not a curated record. Lineage: Eukaryota; Metazoa; Arthropoda; Branchiopoda; Diplostraca; Daphniidae. The coding region runs from base 1 to 669 and encodes 222 amino acids.
AUGACCAAGAAUGAUGCACUGUGGUUUUCAGACAGGGAACCGUUAGAGAAAAGGCGAGCGUUUCAUGCUUUGAAAGACGUUGCGAUACGAGAAACCGUCAGAGAAUACAGGAACAAACAGCAAACAACAGACAACAUACUCGCACGAACUCCUUUUCAAUUCCGGACAUAUUUCUUUCUUGAGUUGCUUAAGGAACGAGAAGAUCGAGAGCGUAAGAAGCGUCGUCUAGCAGAAGAAUUAGACCAUUGUAUCAGAUUGCAGAAUCAAUGGAAAGCCAUCCAGAAGUUUAUUGAAAUGGAGGAAGAUAGAUUAAUUGAAGAAUGCCAACUCCAACGACGUCGCUUGAGUCAAAUGCAGCAGCAAGAAAGGAAAGAGAAAGCCGAGAAACUUGCUUCCAUCCGCCAUCGGCUUCAAAAGGCUUUAGAAGGUGAGGAGGUAGAAGUAGAAGCUGCGUUGGAGGAAAAGGCUGAACGAGAGGCCGCUGAACGAAGACACAAGGAUCUCACGCAAUUGCAGAAAGAACAGGCGGCCUUACUCGAAGAGCGACGUCAGCUGAAGAAAUUGGAAUUGGCCGAGAAGGAGGAAGAACGACGCAUGGAAGAAUUGCGUCAACAGGCCGAAGACGAAGCGAUCGCAGAGGAAAAAAGAAGAAUCUUGGAGCAAUCAUGA